Messenger RNA from Dentiscutata erythropus, 218 nucleotides. The record is from the annotation of a GenBank genome assembly. NCBI's taxonomy places the organism in Eukaryota, Fungi, Glomeromycota, Glomeromycetes, Diversisporales, Gigasporaceae.
CAAUUCCCAGAUUAAGCCGUGUUGUUUCUAAAAAAGAAGCAAUUGUUUGGUGUAUGAGCAAAGGACCAUGUUUUGGUUUUCAAGAUUUGUGGAUAGAAUAUAAUGCUUCACAAAAUUCUGAUGUUGGUAAAAGUAAACAACACUCUUAUGAAAUAGGAAUUAUUGACAAAAAUACUUUUGAAAUAGAAGAAUAUGAAAGUACGGUCAUAUUUGUUUGA